Messenger RNA from Aplysia californica (California sea hare), 1193 nucleotides. RefSeq lists its product as uncharacterized. The record is from RefSeq and is a predicted model, not a curated record. NCBI's taxonomy places the organism in Eukaryota, Metazoa, Mollusca, Gastropoda, Aplysiida, Aplysiidae.
GGGGGCGGGGCCACAGUCAGGGUCGGGGUUUGCCUUCGGGAGAGGGAGAGCUCGGGGGCUGCCUGCCACCAGAAGUAGAGGCCGGGGGUUCGGAGCCAGGGGUGGAGGGUUUGCCGCGCCCGGCCUGUCCUCCUUGGGCGACUUGGUGGACCUGGCGAAGAAGAAAGCAGCGAUGGAGUCAAUGCAGUACGACGAGCUGGCCCAGCUGGUGCACGCCUGGAAGUACGUCAUCACGUCCAUGCCGUACAAAGGGGACCCAGUGGCGACUGUGGAGUCCUCACUGCAGCAUCCAAAUGUGCGGGGUCUCAGGCUCCAGUUUGACUGCCGCUUCCUGUGUAAGAUCAACUGCUACUCGCUCUACUCGGGCCAGCUGAACCUGCACAAAAUGCAGCACGGUAAACCCGCCAACUUCUGCUUCCUGGUGCGCGGAUUGGGCCUGAACAGAGAGAGGUGCCGGAUCGAUUGCUUCGAGAAGGCGUAUGAGCUGAUCAUGACGAGCAAGGUGGAGGAAGUCUUGUGUCAGGAGGACUGCGGAGAAGCCACCCUCGUCCAGGAAGUACAUAACUUGUUCACUGCCGACCAGAAAGCCUUUAUGGACUUGCUCAAAAAAACCGUUACUACGGAGGGCGGCCGCCCGCGCCAGUUUACGAAGCGCCCGGCAAAGCCGAUGGGGCCCGAGGUGCCGGAGAAGAAGCGGAAACGGUUGUUUACGACUAUGGACCUCUGGUCACUUGACCCUCAUUCCCUGGCCCCGAAGAAACGAGUGGGCAUCCUGCUGGACCCCGACGCCCCUCUCAGGAAGAAACUACUCAAGUUGAAGGAGCUGCUGAAGGAAGAAGGCAUCACCAAGCUUCACCUGGUGUCCAAGGUCGAUCAGUUCGCUCACAAGACAGCCAUCAACAUCAAGAACGUCUACCGCUUUCUGGAGAUUCCCAUCCUAGGCAUGGAGAGCAAGACGCCCGUGUUUAUGGAGAUAUACUUCGACAACGUCCUCAUGGCCGCCAGCCCGCCCGACAACAAGAGGAACGCCGCCAUGCAACAGGCAUACAGGAACCUGGUGGAUGCUCUCUGUUCCCAGCCCAUCGACGUGGUCGCAGCGGGCUCACAGUUCUGGCACCCCCACAUGGCCUACGAGCCCAACAUCUGCAACAUCGUGACCAAGUGGCAGGGAGAGGACAACAACUCUCUGCUCA